Molecule: messenger RNA, 1176 nt
Organism: Epinephelus lanceolatus (giant grouper)
Lineage: Eukaryota; Metazoa; Chordata; Actinopteri; Perciformes; Serranidae
Source: RefSeq, a predicted model, not a curated record
CAGAGAGGCAUGGAUGGGAGGCUGUAUGUUACGGUGCCUCUACACAGCGCCUCACUGUGCUCUAUUUUCAGGGUCGGAUGUGACAUUUAUCCUCAUCACCAAAUCCAUGACAUGGACUGAGGCCCAGAGCCACUGCAGAGUAAACUACACAGACCUGACCAGUGUGAGGAACAUGACAGAGAACCAGAAGGUACAGGAGCUGAUACCUGCAGGAGAACGUGUCUGGAUCGGCCUCUUCAGAGACUCCUGGAAGUGGUCGGAUGGAAGUAACUCCUCAUUUAGGCACUGGAUACCAGGGCAACCUGAUAACAAUGGAGGGACUGAGGACUGUGUGACUGCAUACUUUGGCUCCUCCGGACAAUGGUACGACGAGCCCUGUGCCAUCAGGAGAGCGUUCAUUUGUUACAGCACACGUACAACAAAACAAGUGUUCAGACUGAAGUUUCACACACAGGACUCCUCUCUGGAUCUGAAUGACCCUGCUGUGAUGGAGGACACCUCGAAGAAGCUCAAACAGAAGCUGAAGGGCCAGGGGCUGGGUGACAACAUCAAACUGAGCUGGAGGAAGCAGCCAGAUGGAAAAGUCUUCCACAAGGAAGAGAAGAAGAAGAAGAAGAAGACCAAAAAGGAUGAGCUUUAAGGCUGAAUUGUUGUGUUUGGUUUCAUCAGAGAAAAGUGGAUUUCUUUCCUUAAAGUCUUCAUGUAAUGGGUCAGAAUAGAUCUGCAACAAUUAGCUGAUUAAUCCAUCAGUCGCAACUAUUUCAACAAUCACUUUAUCCUUUUAGUCAUUUUGUAAGCUGGUUCCAGCUUCUCAAAUAUAAGACUUGAUGAUUUUAGUUGUCGUAAAUUAUCACAAAUUCAAUAUCUUAAACUGUUGGUCAAUUAUAACAAGACAUUAGUCUUUAUGUGUUUGGGCUGUUGGAAAUUAUUUCAGCCUUUUUCACUAUUUCCUGACAUUUUUCACUUCAAAUACUGUGAGAUAAAAUAAGUUAAGAUACUUUAUAAUAAGAUUUGACUCAAGGAAACAAAAACAAACACCUUUAAAAAAAGAUGAGCUCUGAUGUUUUGUGAUAUCUUUAAAAUCUAUUUUUUUCUCUUUAGGAUGGCACAGUGGUGCAGUGGUUAGCAUUGUCGCCUCACAGCAAGAGGGUUCCUGGUUUGAACCCUGGGGUGGGG